CAGCUUCCCCAACCCCGCGCACAGCGGGCACUGGUUUCGGGCCUGUCUCCUACCAAGUCCCCAGAGCAACUCGGACUUGGGAAAUUUCUCUCGUGUUCCCCAAACACACGUGGGUCGGCCGCGCGCCCCCAGGACGUGGGCAGGGCUUCCCCGUGUCCAGGAAAGCGACCGGGCAUUGCCCCCAGUCUCCCCCAAAUUUGGGCAUUGUCUCCUGGUCUUCCAACGGACUGGGCGUUGCUCGCAGACACCGAGGACUGGCCCCGGGGUCUCGCUCACCUUCAGCACCGUCCACCGCCCGCCACAGAGCGUUCGAUCGCCCGCUGCCUGGGCUCCUGGUGCGCCCGCGGACUCAGCCUCCAGCUUCGCGGAGAUGGUCUCCCCAGACCCCCAAAUUAUCGCGGUGGCCCCCGAGACUGAACUCGCGUCUAUGCCAGUCCAACGUUCUGAGGACGGGGUAACCAUUAUCCGGAUAUUUUGGGUGGGCCCCAGAGGCGAGCUGCUUAGACGCAACCCGGUGAGCUCGGCCAUGCAGGUACCAAUGGGAUUCCCAAUGGGGAAGUCGAUGCUGGUGCUUCUCACCUUCUUGGCCUUCGCCUCGUGCUGCAUUGCUGCUUACCGCCCCAGGGAGACCUUGUGUGGCGGGGAGCUGGUGGACACCCUCCAGUUCGUCUGUGGGGACCGCGGCUUCUACUUCAGUAAGUGGUGGGGGGCUUCCUCAAACGUGCUCAGGCCCCUGGCCUCAAGCCAAGGGGAGCACACUCCAAUGUCAGCGGCCCGGCCCCUUACCGUGAGACUUUGACCUUCCAGCCGAAUUUCCCACACCCGCUGACUUUCCCAUCACAUGCUCCUGUGAAGGGUGAGCCAGAGGGGACACUCACGGGGGUUGCCCUCGGCAUCAGAAUUCCUGAUGGGAGCCACGAGGCUCCGGCUGCCAAGGCACUGCGCCGCUAGGGCUUCAGGCUCUAAAGGAAGAGCCUGCCUUUCUUCCUGCACCUUUUGGAUGUUUUGACAAGGGACGUAUGUUCAAUGAGUGAUCAGAAUUAAAAUAAAGUGACUUAAAGAAUUAAACCCAAUAAAGCAAGAGCAGCUGGCAGGUGGCAGGGCUGAGCAUGCAUGCGCCUCCU
This is a messenger RNA of Sapajus apella (tufted capuchin), 1124 nucleotides long. RefSeq names its product insulin like growth factor 2 (gene IGF2). The record is from RefSeq and is a predicted model, not a curated record. The transcript is spliced from 3 exons. Lineage: Eukaryota; Metazoa; Chordata; Mammalia; Primates; Cebidae. Gene Ontology annotation, cellular component: extracellular region. The coding region runs from base 371 to 799 and encodes 142 amino acids. Gene Ontology annotation, molecular function: hormone activity.